CAUGACAUCUGCUUGAAAAUUCGUCUACUUGACCACAAUCCAAUUCUUCUCUUGUUGUUCUGCAGCACCUGGUAGAAUGUCGCGGGCGGUGCAGCUCGCAGCGCUUGGCCUGGUUGGCUUUGGCCUGCCCGCCUGGGCCGUGACGCUAAUUUCGGACGUUAGGGCACAGCAGCUGAUCGUGGCAUGUGCUAUUGUCAGCUUCUUCGGGUUUUUAGGCACCAUUUACCUCGUGCCUAAGGUGGCAGCCAAGACGCAAGCGCGGGGCAUCUGCGGCAAGGACCUGAACAAGAAGGGCACGCCCGCGGGCGACAAACCCAUCCCCGAGUCCGCGGGCCUGGCCCCCGGCUGCGUGUUCCUGCUGUGCGUAAUCUGCUUCGAGCUGCUGCACUACUACGACAUCGGCAGCCUGGUGGGCUUCGUGCGCAGCGGCUUCACGGGCGAGCUCAAAACGGAGUCCAUCUCCGAGGCAUGGCUGGUUGAUUACAACGCCGCGCUGGCCACGAUUGGCUUCAUGCUGUUCCUGGGCUUCUCCGACGACGUGUUGGACAUCCGCUGGCGCGUCAAGCUCAUCCUGCCGCUGUUCGCCUCGCUGCCGCUGCUGGUCGCCUACAGCGGAGGCACCGGCAUCGCGCUGCCCAAGCCGCUCGCGGCGCUGGGCCUGCCGCCCUACCUGGAGCUGGGCAUCCUGUACAAGGUCUACAUGGUCAUGCUGGGCAUCUUCUGCACCAACUCCAUCAACAUCCUGGCCGGCGUGAACGGCCUGGAGGCCGGACAGACCUUCAUCGUGGCGUGCGCGGUGCUGCUGCACAACCUGCUGAGCGUGGCGGGCUGGCCGGGAUGGGGCGCGGGCGGCGCCGACGCGGCCGCCGCGCGCGACGGGCACCUGUUCAGCGCUGGGCUAAUGCUGCCGCUGGCCGCCACCACCUUUGGGCUGCUGGUGUUCAACUGGUACCCCAGCAAGGUGUUCGUGGGCGACACCUUCACCUACUUUGCCGGCAUGACCAUCGCGGUGGCCGGCAUCCUGGGCCACUUCAGCGAGACGCUGCUGCUCUUCCUGCUGCCGCAGGUGUUCAACUUCGUCUACUCGCUCCCGCAGCUGUUUGGCAUUGUGCACUGCCCGCGGCACCGGCUGCCGGUGUUCGACCCCGCCACGGGCCUGCUGCGGCCCAAGGACGCGCCCGACUGGAACCUGGUCAACCUCACGCUGCAGCUGUUCGGGCGCUGCGGCGAGAACGCGCUGUGCAUCCGGCUGCUGGCGCUGCAGGUCGCCAGCUGCGCGCUCACGUUCGGCCUGCGGUACCUGCUGCAGGGGUACUACAAGUAGACGUGCAGACGCUGUCCUUGGGGAUGCUCUUCCCUGCGUUCGUCGCGUUUGUCCGCAUGGUGGUGGUGGUGGACCUGGAGCAGGAGUAAGGGUAGCCUGGAGGCUUAGUGCACGGAUUGAGCGGUGCUGGUGAAGCCCCCGGGACGAAGGGGCGCCCAGCACGUACGCAUAGCAGGAUCGAGGAUGUAUGCCCGGCGCGGGCCGUGCGGACUAUGCGGCGGCAGCGGUGCGCCAGUUAUGCCCCCGGGGGCCAGUAGGACGGUGUGUGGCACGUACGCGUGUAGUGCCGGGCGGCUGCCGGCUGGGUUCCUGGAGAGCAUGGCGUGUGCUUGCGACGAUGGUAUGCAUGCUUCUGGUGACAUGUGCUACGGUUGUGGCAAGCCAAUGCCGAUGUGGCAACACCUUUAUGAGAUGGGACGCACACGUGGCUGUGCUGAAGCGAGAAACCGUUGGUGAGGAUUGUCAGGUGGGUCCAGGUGUUGCUAGCAUUGUGGCGCUUUAGGAGUAGGAGGACCAGCGGAAGAGAGAGUGUGGGAGCGAGGGAUUGCGUUUCAUUUCAAAUGUAAACGCUGAAGCAA
Molecule: messenger RNA, 1902 nt
Organism: Chlamydomonas reinhardtii
Lineage: Eukaryota; Viridiplantae; Chlorophyta; Chlorophyceae; Chlamydomonadales; Chlamydomonadaceae
Exons: 2
Coding region: 77-1324 (415 amino acids)
Biological process (GO): protein N-linked glycosylation; dolichol-linked oligosaccharide biosynthetic process
Cellular component (GO): membrane
Molecular function (GO): UDP-N-acetylglucosamine-dolichyl-phosphate N-acetylglucosaminephosphotransferase activity
Source: RefSeq, a predicted model, not a curated record